Molecule: messenger RNA, 6156 nt
Organism: Gigantopelta aegis
Lineage: Eukaryota; Metazoa; Mollusca; Gastropoda; Neomphalida; Peltospiridae
Exons: 10
Coding region: 40-2568 (842 amino acids)
Cellular component (GO): nucleus
Source: RefSeq, a predicted model, not a curated record
AUAUGGCUACUGCCAAUAUCAAUCUAGUAAUAUAUCGCUAUGGUCAACGGAUUCAGAUUUUAUAGUACAUCACAAUUGAAACAUAAAACGGCAAGGCAAAAAACCGCGAUGUCGAAGCUUGUAAUAACUUACCGAAAGAGGAAAAAACGUACAGUAACACUGCCAGCAUCAACACCAGUCUUAAAUCCAAAAGCCUGUGUGUUUUGUCUCUCAGAAGAAGAUAAUGAAGAUGAUUAUGGAAAAUUAAUCAUGAAGUGUGAAAUUACAGUUCAUUAUUUUUGCCUGUUGUUUGCCAGUGGUUUAAGUCAAGGUGGCAAAGAGUCGAAUGGUGUGAUGGGGUUUCUUCUCUCGGAUAUCAAGAAAGAGCUCAAGAGAGGCAGCAGGCUUCGGUGCUCAUACUGCAAGGAGAAAGGAUCAACAAUUGGCUGUGUGGUGUCCUCCUGUCGGAAGACAUUUCACCUCUGCUGUGGCCGCAAGCUGGGGACCUUACACCAGUUCUUCGAUUCCUUCAGAUCCUACUGUCCCGAACAUAGACCACAGCAGACUUGCAAAAUGAGUGACAGGCUGGCAUUCUACGGCACAGCCAACACUGUCUGUUCUAUCUGUAUGUAUGCCAUAGAGGCCAGAUGUUCUAAUGACACACUGCGGGCACCAUGCUGUAAGAAUGCAUGGUUUCACAGGACUUGCAUCCAGAAAUAUGCAGUGUCUGCAGGCCUCUACUUCUUUAAGUGUCCUCUCUGUAACAACAAAGAAUCAUUCCAAUCAGACAUGAUGCACUAUGGGAUAUAUGUGCCUGACCAGGAUGCAUCAUGGGAAAAGGAGCCUGGUGCGUUUGAUGAUCUUGCUCGAAGGUAUACACACUGUGAUGCUGAGACGUGUCGGUGUCCAGAGGGACGUUCCUACGACCGUGAUGCCAGCAAAUGGGAAAUUGUUGUGUGUGAACUGUGUGGUUCUGUAGGAAGCCAUAAGGCCUGCCAUGGACUGAAAGAAAGAACUAGUGACUAUGUAUGCUCUGCUUGUCUGGAAGUAGAAAAACGAUUAAAAGAAGAAAAGAAGAAUAAACUGUCGAAGAUUAAAUCAAAAAAGAGAAGUUGCAAGUCGUAUUACAAGUCUCCAAAAGAGUUGAAUAAACUCUUAAAGAGAAGGGCAGCAACUCUGUCUACAUGUGGUGAUGGGGAGUCACCAGUGUCCAGUAUGGGGAGUGACACGAGAACCCACCGGCAGACCGAUGUUGUGAGGCUGGUGCCAUGCGAUGAGGAUUUGGAAGUGGAUAUCAUGGGCGACAACAGCGAGGUGUGCUGUGUACAGAAACCUCGUAAAACCAAGAGACGUUAUCCAAAACUGGGGACAAGCGAUGUUAAAAAACACACAAGGAAAAAAAAAUGUAAGGCAGAAAAUUCUACAACUUCUAAUGAAAGGUUGACACCUGCGAAUGAGCCAACAAGAAAACUUAAGCAGGUUAGUAUAAAAAAUUUCACCAUGUCCACGGUGACAGGUGCAGGCUUACAGUCAUUGGGAAUGCAUCCAUACCGACGUGGAGUAACGAAUGAUGCUAGACAGCAGGUGAAAGAGUGGGCCAUCUGUGCACCACCACUGCCAGUUGAGCCAGUCGGCACAGAUGUGGAUAGUUCAGAGAGUGAUAUGUGCUCCAUUGCUUCAGUGGAAGAUGAUGGCACACACAAAACCGUAACAAUAAAAUGGAGAGGCCGGAAAAUAAAAAUAUUUAAGGAAAUCGAGAGAUCGAAACACGGUAGUGCCGAAAUGCAUGGAUGUGACAGCACGUCCAAAUUGAGUCUCGUCAUGGAAGUAGAUGACAGCAGCAACACAGGGAAUGUUUCGAGCACAUCCUCUGCAGGGUUCAUAUCUUGUCACCAGCGAAGGUCAUCACUGGCAGAUACUGAUGAUGACACUCCUCCAAUGCUUGUUCCAGUUGACGACAAUGUUUCUAUGAGGUCCACACCGCAGGGUCGCAGGCUGCGGAAGGAAAAGCGUGUGAGAUCCGUUCCUGCCAAAAUGUCAUCUUCGUCAUCAAUGUCGGAUGGCUCCGAUUCUGAAGGCCCUCCUAUUUUGAGCCCCAUUAGACCAUAUUAUUCGAGGAGAGUUGAGGCUGGCAGAAUAACGAGAAGUAUGGAUAAACCACAGAAUUAUAAGACCAGAUUGUGUGCCAAUGAUUUCAUGGAGUCGCUGAAGAGUCCUGUGAAUGCCUCGACACAUGGGGGUGCCAGGCGGUCACUUGAAAAAAGUUUUGCUCCCGAUAAUUGUCAGUUUGCGUUUCCGCACGUAAAGAAGUGGAAGUUGAGAGAUGUUGAUUCCGAGAGUGUUCUUUCUUGUUCCAAUUCAGUUAUUUCAGUGUCGAGCAAUGGCGAAGAAGGAACAGUGGAUUGUGAUGAAGACUGCCAGAUAUUUGAACCGUCGCCUUGCAUUAUUGAAAAGACAGCAAACGGAGUUUCUCUGAGCACGCGGAUUGACAUCGGUAAUACAUUUGUGCAUAAACCAGUGGGCAGCAGGCCAAUCCACACAUCAGUAACAAGUCAGGGACAAGAGAUCAUUGAUCUGACAGAGAGUUAGAAUUAUAUGAAGGAAGUGCUGCCAUGGUACUCUGGAAAUAUGUUGAAAUUCUUAACAGUGAAUGACAGUAAUAUUGGUGUAUCUUUUGUCGGGUGCCACAUCCUGACAGAAUUUUCUUUUUUGACAAGAUCUUACACUAAUUAAUUCAGGCAAGAACAUUCUUACAGUAUUCGUUUAAAAAAAGAAAUUAAAGUUGACAUCAGAUUUGAAUAAUGGCAUAAAGUGUAUGGCUUUAUAAUUAGUGUGGCUUGACAAAGACCCGUAUGUUACUAAGAUGAUAGUAUUUUGUAAUUAGAAAAAGAGACAUUAGUGUUUUAAUUAGUUAAAGCUGAUAUAGUAUAAAUACUAUGUCUGACUGAAUUUAUAUUAUAUAAUUGGAGACAUAGUUUUCAACCUAUGAUUUUUGUCACUGACCAGCAAAAUGUUUUUAAAAAUUGUAUGUAGCUGCAUUUUGGCAACACAUAUUUGAUGCCCUUCUAUGUUGGGGUACUAUCUGAGAAGUGAAAUGUUUUAGUACUCCAAGACAUCAGCUAUAUUAUUAGCAAUUUUUACCUGCAAAAUAUUUUUUUUUUUGAUAUCAGUUGUAAUUUAUACAUCACGAACAUUUGUAAAAAUGGCAUAUUUAAAUUUGACAGAAAUUAUUUGUUGACUUAAUAGAACAGUAAAAAAAAAACCAAACCCAAAUCCAGUGACCAAUUUAGAAAUUGUAUUAUUAAAUCAGUAGGGAAGUAGAAAUUAGAAUACACAUUGAUAUGACAAAAUUUCAUUUGUCAUGGAUCAAGUUCAAAAAAAGAAGAUUUGAAAAUAAUUAAAACAAUUAAUACAUGUGAGAUCAAGGAUAUUGGGUCAGAACAAUUGUGAUUGCCGUUUUCUAAAAAACUGGAAAGAUUGAUGUUGAUUUGAUACAUAAUUGUAAAGUAUUCCAAACUUCAACUUUAUCUUUUCACCAGUCGGUCAUUGUGUGAUGAAGUUGGAUUAUGCCAAGUAAAACAUGAUUUUUCUUAGUUACCACAAACAAAUUUAUCCAUUUAUGAUAAAAUAUAUGAAUACAAAUUAAUGUGACAGAUGACUGCAUCUAUUAAUUUUUACAUAAUGUUUUUUUUCUCUCUUUUUUUUCUCUCUUUUUUACUACUAUCUGUCCCUCACUUCCACCCCUUCCUUCUAUCAAUUACAAAUUAAAAUUGAUCAAACAAGUAGCUGAAUGUCGUUAAAUAUAAUUAAAGAGAUUUGUUUUUACAAGUACUUGAUACAUGUUUGUUAUAAUUUACUUGUAGGCAGCCCUACAUUAUAUUUAUAGACAGCCCUACAUUAUAUUUAUAGACAGCCCUAUAUGAACUAGAAUUUUAAUUUUAUUACAUUUUAAUGUUCUAAUAACUUGUAUAAACCAGGAAUGUUUGAUGAUGGUUUCUUAAAUUUUGUAAAAAUAAAUUUAGCAUAUUUGUUUGAUGGAGUCUUUGUUGAAUUGUGGUCAGCCUCAAAUACAGUUUGGCUGAAUUUUGACAAUAAUUGAUUUUCCUUUUAUUAUUAUUAUUGUUUUGUCCUUUCAACAAAUAUUCUUGAUUAGCAUACUUUAAUAAUAAUAAUAAUUAUUUAUUAUCAUCAUAACCAUCAUCAUCAUCAAUCACUGUCACUGGUAUUGGUACAAAAUUUUCAGUUUCACUUUUCUGGAAAUAAUGUCAAAGGACAAACUGAAUGUGCUCAACUAAAAAUAUUUUUUUUAAAUUGAAAUGUAUGUAUAUAUAUAUACAAGCCACACAAUGUAUAUAGUUCACUAGUAGAUAUAUUUCUAUUUAGUCAAAAUAUUACAUACUUUAAAAAGAGGAUCCAACAUAUAUAUUUUUUUCCACACCCCUUCUGUUAUUUGUUAGGUAUUAAAAUUAUAUAUGUUUUAUAUUUGUAUAUAUAUGUGUAGACAUGUAAACAACUUAAACUUAUGUGAAUUAAUACCAAUAGCUCUUGAAGUUUAUAAAUUACAAACAAGUCCUCUAAAAAUGGUACCAGACACUUUUGACAGUUGAAUACACAAUUAGUAAGUAAUUUUGUCUUUAUUCCCCUAAAAUAUUCCCUGGAAACAGAUAGGACAAAUUAAUAAAAAAAAAAGUAAACAAAUUCUAAAAUCUUCCAAAAUUAUUAGCAAACUUUUUUAAAAUUACAACAAAACAUGGGACUUAAGAAAUAGCCAUUGUUUUAAUGUUAUUUACCAUUAUAUAUAAGAACCAAAUUUCCUAAAACACUAAUGUAAAUAAAGAAUAGAUCUUACAAUUGAUGUCUUUGUUAAUUUUUGUGAUGCAUCUGGCAUGGCUUGACUAAAUUUGCAGUCCGAAGUCAGGGUUCCAUAUGUAACCACUGGUGUCCUCUCAAGUUACAUAUUGAACCAGACAGUUUUAGCAUUUAUAUAUACGUAUAAAUUUAUUGUGCUACAUGGUUCAAUUCGUUGAAGCAUCAUAGAGUACAUAUUAAUUUAUAUAAAUAAGGUUUGUUUUGUUUAACGACACCACUAGAGCACAGGGAACAACAACCAUGGGGAUCUGCGUGACAGUGACCGAGGCUUAAGGAAACAUACAAAAAAUAUGUGUACUUUCUUACUUCAGCGAUAUGGAAGAAUAGUGAAAACAGUUUCUUUACAUAACCUAGGUGGCUGCUUUGUGCAGGUUUGAUGUAUUUUUAGCCUAAACGUCUAUUUAUAACAUUGGCUAUUGGAUGUCAAACAUUUGGUAAUUCUACAUUUUUCCAUCAGUAAAAAGGGAUUUUUUAUAUGCACCAUCCGACAGACAGGAUAACACAUGCCACGUCCUUUAAUAUACCAGUUGUGGUGCACUGACUGGAACGAGAAAUAGCCAAAAUGGGUCCACUGAACUACGUCCCGCCCUAUAUUAAUAUAUAUGUGCUUGUAGAAACAAAACACACUUUUUAAUAACACACUUUGUGUAGUUUUUAUGACCUUCAAUUAGCUUGUUAUGUUGGGGGUUUAUUUUGACUCAGACUCUAAUAGAAUCCGAGACAUUAAUGUCGUGACAACGCCAUACAAAUGGUAUGUCUGUGACAUCAUUAGAGAUUGAGUCUGGACUAGAUUUAUAAGCACAGGGCCUGAACAGCGUGUUUUCCAAUCUUGACUGGCUGACCUGAAUUGGGAUGAAUAGCAUUCCCGUGUCAUGCCUAUGUCACACUUUAAGAUAACAUUUUCAAUGACUGACCAAUAUAAUGCUGUGAACUGGAUCCAUAUCACUGUAGAAAUAAUAAAAAACCCCAUUAAUUUAAUGGGUUUUUAAAAAAAGAUUUAAUGUAACUAGAUUUAGAUCCACAAAAGUCAGUUAUUGUUGUUUACAGGGGAUGCAUACACACUUUCUAGAGUCUAAGACUACAUAAUCAUAUAUAGAGAAUAACUAUUUCAUGUCAUUAGCUAGUUAUUAUUUUUAUUUUGCAGUUCAUAAAAAUUAAGGGGAAAAGCUAUUAUUUCAACUACAUUGUAUGAUGACCUAGAGGUCAAAUUGCAGUAUUUGUCUAAGCUCUGCUCAAAUGGAGUCUUUAUUUUCAGAGACAAUGCAAAGUAUCACAUAUGCUUUAUAUCAGAAUAAAAGAUUAACUGUU